UAAUACAUGGAUCACGAACGUAUUUAAGAAAGAAAAAGAAAGGCGAAAAAUCGGUGAAGAAGAAAACCUAGGGUUUUGUCAAAGAAUCUUGGAUUGCAGUCCACUCUCUCCUCUUCUCUCUCGCUCGCUUGGAUUAGGGUUUUCAGUGUCAUCUUCUUCUCUCUAAUAAUCAGGAGUUCUGUGUUAUCCUUCCUGUAAAAUGGGCGAGACUGGAAAACGAUACCAUUCACACCGAGACAAUGACGGUGACCGAAGAAAUCAAAAGCGACGCGUGAAUGACAAAGACGAAAAGGGCAACGAUGAGGUGGUUGUUUUUAGGAUACUCUGUCCAGAUGAACUCAUUGGUAGUGUCAUUGGGAAGAAUGGCAAAGUCAUAAAUUCGAUACGGCAGGAGACUCGGGCGAAAGUCAAGGUGGUGGAUCGAUUUCCGGGUGCCAAGGACCGGGUUAUAACGAUCUACAGCUAUGUUAAGGAGAAGGAAGAGGUUCAGAUUGAUAAUGAUAAUGAGUUUGAUUAUAAGAAGCCGUUAUGCGCUGCCCAAGAUGCUCUUCUCAAGGUUCAUGUCGCCAUUGUGAAUUCCGUGGCUGCUGCUGGGGAUUCUGAUAAGAAACGGAAGGAUAGGGACGUUAAGGAUGAGUGUCAAAUCCUUGUUCCGUCGAGCCAGUCUGCGAAUAUCAUUGGUAAGGCUGGUGCUACCAUUAAGAAGUUGAGAAGUAAGACGAGAGCUAAUAUCAAGGUUAAUGCCAGGGAUGCAACGGAUCCAACACAAUCAUGUGCUAUGGAGUUUGAUAAUUUUGUCGUGAUCACUGGUGAAUCAGAGUCAGUUAAAAGAGCACUAUUUGCAGUUUCUUCUAUUAUGUACAAGUUUGGUCCUAAAGAAGACAUCUCUCUGGACACAACUGUACCUGAAGCUCCGCCCAGUAUUAUCAUUCCUUCCGAAGUUCCAUAUUAUCCACACGGUGGACUAUAUCCAUCUUCAGAUCCUAUUAUCCCACCUAGAGCUGUUCCUCAAAUAAUGGGUGGUACAAACAUACAAGAUGUGCAAGGUUAUGCUGACAUAGGAAAUACAUGGCCUCUGUACUCAUCUGCCCUUCCAGUAGUUUCUGGUGGUGUGGAUGCUUCUCAGUCUGAGGAGUUAAUUAUUAGAAUGUUAUGCCCCUCUAACAAGAUUGGGCGUGUCAUUGGUAGGGGAGGGAGUACGAUUAAAAGUAUGAGGCAGGCAAGUGGUGCUCGUAUUGAGGUUGAUGAUUCCAAGGCUAAUCAUGAUGAGUGUUUAAUCAUUAUAACCACAACAGAGUCGCCAAGUGAUCUAAAGUCCAUGGCAGUUGAAGCUGUUCUGCUGAUACAAGGGAAGAUAAGCGAUGAAGACGAUACUGAAGUUUCAAUUCAGCUUCUAGUUCCAUCCAAAGUGAUAGGUUGCAUUAUUGGUAAAAGUGGUUCAAUCAUUAAUGAAAUUCGGAAGAGAACUAGGGCAGAUAUUCGAAUCUCUAAAGGCGAUAAGCCAAAAUGUGCUGAUGUUAAUGAUGAACUUGUUGAGGUGGGCGGCGCUAUUGAUUGUGUCAGAGAUGCACUAAUCCAGAUCAUCUUGAGACUUAGAGAUGAUGUAUUGAGAGAAAGGGACACUGGACAUAAUCCUACUAUAGGUGGUGAAUCCUUGUACUCAGGUGGUGCUGCUUAUUCAUUGCCACCUAUGCUGCCUUCCGUAUCUUCUGUUGCUGCUCCAAUGGUCUAUGAUCAGAGGGCGGAAAGUGCAACUGGCAUGGGCAUGCUUUCUUCAAGCAGCCUGUAUGGAUAUGGAUCGUUGUCGCAGAUGGGGGAAAGUGGCUAUGGAUCUAUAUCCUCAUAUCCCACCAAGCUGUAUGGAAGUUUGCCUCCUCCAUCAACUCUGGAUAUCUUGAUUCCUGCUAAUGCUGUUGGUAAAGUAUUGGGUAAAGGAGGGGCUAAUAUAGCCAAUAUAAGGAAGAUUUCAGGAGCUACAAUAGAGAUUUCUGACGCUAGAGCCCGUGGUGAUCGUAUUGCCUUGAUAUCUGGCACACCUGAAGAGAAGCGUGCAGCUGAAAACUUGAUCCAGGCAUUUAUCAUGGCAACCUGAAUUAUUGAAGUUCUUUCUCUAGGGGUUUUGAAGGUGAAAGUUUAAUUCUUGAAGCAUGUCCUUGUUUCUCUCCUUAGUUUUCUUAGGUUAGUCGGUUGGUCAGGGAGAAAAUAUUCUACAGGGUUCGUCAAAAUCCUGCUUCUUCCAUAACAUUGGUUAACAAGAUUGUGCUGGAGGAUCCACUACUGGGUUUGUAUUUAGGAAUUACAGUUCCUUUCCUUUUUAUUUUCGUAAUCUACUCUCAUCUGUUUUAUCUUAGAAAUCCAGGAUCUAUCUGUCCUUUCAUACUGUUUGUCUUUGACUAGCGUGGAGUCAUCUCUAUCUCCAUACAUAUUUCCAGAGGAACCAUGAAGCGGUGUUUAUUUUGUUUCUGGUGCUUCACUCUCUUAUUCUCCUUUCUUUCUGAAUGUAUCUACCCUAACGAUGCAACCUAGAUGCUAAUUCUAUAGCAGUUUCCAGUCUCCACUUCUAACAUCCUUGGUUAUCCAAUAUCCAAGUAGUUUCAAUCAAAGUGGGGAAGUUGCCUCAUGAAUUUGAAGGAUUUCAGAAAAGUCUGGAUCAUUUUCUUCCCUUUGAUUCUAUAUCCGUUUUUAAUCCUGUAAUAAAUGAUGGUAUUUGAUUAUUUGCAACUAGAUACCAUCUCCUAAUUACCCACACCGAGCAUGAUUCAUUAUAUACAUAGGAAAAUGCUAUAAGGCAGGCAAGAAAUUCGUUAAGACAGAUAUACAUAAGGAGGUAGGAGGAUACAGCAUCAUCCUCUUCCUUGCUGUAUAAAGAAAACAUGAAAAACAACUCAGGAAAGUAGUAUGAUUUGGCUUUGUCAUUGAACUUGGGAUGAGGGUUUUGUACCUGUGUCUUAUCCAACAACCAUCCUUGAAUGUGGGAGUGUAGCAAAAUCUUUAGGCUUUUUAGCAAUACCUAUUCUGCAAAGCCUAAAAAGCCUUUGGAAUUUAUGGUUUCUUGUAUACAUGUUUUCACUUCUUAUCUGUCUUGCUAGCUGCUACUUUUUUUUUGGGUAAAAGACAAGAUAUAUUCACACACCCUUUGAGCAUGGGAUUGCAUCAGCUUGGCCUUGGCCACAAUGUCUUUCCUGUGAGGUUUGAACCUCUGCAUGUAUGAAGUCCCUUCACAUGUAUAGGCUUAGUAUGUCAGGAAAACCACACCUCAUAUUUGCUGGACGUCACUUUAUUGUAGCAGCCUCUUCCAAUAUGACCCAAAAUGGUUUCAUUGGAUCCCCCAAAUUCUAUGAAGGGUCGCUGUUAAUUUCAUAGUAUGAUCUCUAUCUCGGCCACCUGUGGUUUAUAUAUUUUCCUGUUUACUGCAUUGAGUUUCCCAACUAAAUCUGGAUUUGGGUGACUUUUCGUGACCUAGAUAAUAUGCUGCUUGUUCUGAGCGAGUUAAGUAGGUAAACCCUAGUAGAAGUUAAAUCUGUUAUCAAUGGCUUCUGGUAUCAUCUUUAUUAAGGAGUAUUCACCUCACAACCGUACUGUUAUAUGCAUUCUCUCUUGCAGAUUACUUGUUAACGUGUCUCAACAUCAUUGUGCUCAAAAUUCUUUCCCUUUUUAAAAUGUGAUGGAUCUUUUUCCUUUUCUUUUCUACUACAUGCAAUUAUCUAGAUAAACUUCAGGGGUAAUCUCAAAAUUUUGCUUUUCCUAGCAAAGUGUGAAGUAUAAAUUUUCUUCAUUUUUGCGUUUGGCGAUAUCUUAAACUCUCCCCACAAUCAUCUCAGCACAAUUAUGCUUGUUAAUACACUUUUCAUUCUUUAAAAUGAAGUACUGCUAUACACAUGGAGUGAUUGUCCCUUGGAUCUAGGCCCCUGUAGAUUUUGGAACAGUAAAAUCUCUUGUUCUUGAUUCUUUGUGCACCCUAUCCAUUCGUUUCACACAAUCUUUCUGCUAUCCUUCUUAUCAUUUGAUUUAGCUUUAGUUUGGUCAUUUGGGGGAUGGUAUUUAGAGGAUGCAAUUAAUAGAUUGAAUAUCAUCCAUUCAAACAUGUUAUGGAGGUGAAUGAAUCUGUAGUAUUUGUGAAUUGCGAGCCAGAUUGGUUCUAUUGUGCAGGGGUAGAAGCGUUACUGAAAAUAGUAUACUUUUCAGUUCUUACUAUUUGUAUGUAGAUUAUUUUUAUCUUGCACAUUAAAGAAUGGAAAUAAUAGAUGUCAAUUGUAUAUAGUUUCUUGGCUGUGCA
This is a messenger RNA of Lotus japonicus, 4276 nucleotides long. RefSeq names its product KH domain-containing protein At4g18375-like. The transcript is spliced from 8 exons. Gene Ontology annotation, biological process: regulation of gene expression. Gene Ontology annotation, molecular function: mRNA binding. Gene Ontology annotation, cellular component: nucleus; cytoplasm. The record is from RefSeq and is a predicted model, not a curated record. NCBI's taxonomy places the organism in Eukaryota, Viridiplantae, Streptophyta, Magnoliopsida, Fabales, Fabaceae. The coding region runs from base 200 to 2092 and encodes 630 amino acids.